This is a messenger RNA of Passer domesticus (house sparrow), 1113 nucleotides long. RefSeq names its product cutA divalent cation tolerance homolog (gene CUTA). Lineage: Eukaryota; Metazoa; Chordata; Aves; Passeriformes; Passeridae. The transcript is spliced from 6 exons. Bases 49 to 537 code for a protein of 162 amino acids. Gene Ontology annotation, molecular function: copper ion binding. Gene Ontology annotation, biological process: response to metal ion. The record is from RefSeq and is a predicted model, not a curated record.
AGCUGCCCGGGCAGCGCUGCCCGCUCGGGCACAGCAGGUGCAGGGGCCAUGGAGGGGCUGAGCCAGCGCUGCCCGCUGCCCCCCGCUGCCCAGGGCUGCCCCCGGCCCGGCCGCGGCACCGGGCUGCUGGUGCUGACGCUGCUGGUGCUCCUGUACCCGCUGCUCCGGGGCCUGGCUCUGCAGCUGCACGGGGCUCUCAGCGGCUCCUACGUGCCAGGGACGCACUCCAUGGCCUUCGUCAGCUGUCCCAACGAGCACGUCGCCAGGGACAUCGCCAGGGCCAUCAUGGACAAGAGACUGGCUGCCUACGUGAACAUCCUGCCCAAGAGCUCAGCCUUGUAUUUCUGGAAAGGGGAACUGGAAGAAUCCACUGAAAUACUGCUGUUGGUGAAAACAAGGACGUCCAAAAUAGGGGAAUUGUCCAACUACGUCAGAUCCAUCCAUCCCUUUGAAAUCCCCGAGGUCAUCAGCCUGCCCAUUGAGCGAGGAAACCCUGCCUACCUCAGAUGGAUCGAGGAGAGCGUCCCGCGGGACUGAGGGCCGCAAGGCGCUGCUCAUUUUUGGGGAGCUGGGGAGGGGCUGCCAGCACCGAAAGCUGUGCAGGAGUACGCGGAGAUGUCCCUGUCAGGAUGCUCGGGGUGCCUCGGGCUGUCAGCAGCGAAUUCCAGCCGGGAGCCGUGGCCGGGCAGCCCCUGCGGUGCCGGGUGUCCCCACAGCUGCCCGGAGCCCUGCCUGGCCCCAGGUGCUGCCAGCAUCCCGCCCCGGCCGGGCCCGCGGGAUGCGCCCGGGCACCGCCUCCGCGGGCGGCUCAGCCCUGCGGAGCCCGGGGAAGCAGCGAAGCCCAAAACACCCAGCAAAGCCCAAAAAAGUCCAGCAAAAAAACAGCAAAACCCAUCAAAGCCCAGCAAAGCCCAAAAAACCCCAGCAAAGCCCAAAAAACCCAGCAAAGCCCAAAAAAGCCCAGCAAAAAAACAGCAAAACCCAGCAAAGCCCAAAAAACCCAGCAAAGCCCAAAAAAGCCCAACAAAAAAACAGCAAAGCCCAGCAAAGCCCAAAAAGCCCCAGCAAAGCCCAGCAAAACUCAGCAAAACCCAGCAAAGCCCAGCAAAACCC